This is a messenger RNA of Cucurbita maxima (winter squash), 1768 nucleotides long. RefSeq names its product CCR4-NOT transcription complex subunit 11. The record is from RefSeq and is a predicted model, not a curated record. NCBI's taxonomy places the organism in Eukaryota, Viridiplantae, Streptophyta, Magnoliopsida, Cucurbitales, Cucurbitaceae. Gene Ontology annotation, biological process: negative regulation of translation; mRNA catabolic process. Gene Ontology annotation, cellular component: CCR4-NOT complex. Bases 100 to 1410 code for a protein of 436 amino acids. The transcript has 12 exons.
AAAGGGAAUUUUGUGUAGAGAGUCCGAAUCGCUAUUUGUUCUACACCUGCCAUUGCGUUGUUCUUCAAAAUCUCGAACAAGGAAGGAAGGAGAGGAAGCAUGAUGAUGAGCCUGACGGUGGAUGAAUCCCGAACGCUCUACUCUUUGCUAGCAGGAGGAGAUCACCGCACAUUUCUGGAUAUCAUCUCCGAUUUUACCACCAAGAUCCCUCGCACUCGUCACUUUGUUGCUUGUUAUUCUCUCGUUAUUCUGUUGGAGCGCAAGAAGUUGCUCCAUGCCACACAACGUUUGGUGGGAUUUUCCAUUCUUCACCAGACAUAUUCCUCGCAGAAAUCAUCUUCCAAUCCGUUUAUAUCUUUUAUUGUGAAUGCUGCUUCAGAUGAGGAAGCUGAAAAAUAUGAGAGGGCAUUUGUUUUCCAGCUUUUAGCGACAGACAGCUCCAGUGGUGGCAAAGAGUUCCUGAAACAGUCUGCUUCCGAUUACAUUAAAGGUUUCGACCCUUCAUUGCAUGCUUUCCCUCAGCUAGAGCAACUGCAGCAACAGUUUUGUGAUAAAGCUCAAGGUCAAUCGUUUGAUUGCUUUUUGAAAGAUUGUUCUGUGAGAAAUGUGGUUCCAGACCCUGAUGUCCCACUGGGUUGUGAUGCAAACUCGGCAGAGUUUGACCUGUUACCUGGAGUGGUUCCUAAAUUGGGAUCUGGAGAUAGAGAUGAGACAUUGCUGGGGUUAUUGUCCAAUUUGUCACUUAAAGGAUCAAGUCCCGAGUGGAUUAGGCCUCUUCCACCAAGGCUUCCGAUACAGAAUGGAGAGUUAGUGUGGUUGAACCUUGACGAUCGUCAUGAACUUUUAUGGGACCAUGGAAUGUGUGUUGACACUAGUAGAGGCGCAGCUGUGAGGGACUUAAUUGCAAAAGCUCUGAAAGGGCCUCUUAUACCUUCUCAACAAGAGCAAGUGGUGGUAGAGUUGGCAAACGACCCAAAGCUUGUAUAUCAUUGUGGACUGACACCCCGAAAGCUUCCUGAAUUGGUGGAAAACAAUCCUCUUAUUGCAGUUGAAGUUCUAAAGAAAUUGAUUAAUUCCCCUGAAAUUGCAGAGUACUUUACUGUGCUUGUUAAUAUGGACAUGAGUUUACACUCUAUGGAAGUUGUCAACAGGCUAACGACAGCUGUUGAACUUCCCUCUGAGUUCAUACACAUGUACAUCACUAAUUGUAUAUCAUCGUGUGAGGGCAUUAAAGAUAAGUACAUGCAGAACAGAUUAGUUCGGCUUGUAUGUGUUUUUCUACAGAGUUUAAUUCGAAAUAACAUCAUCAAUGUGAAAGAUCUUUUCAUCGAAGUUCAAGCUUUCUGCAUCGAAUUCUCUCGGAUCAGAGAAGCGGCGGCGUUAUUCAGGCUUCUUAAAUCUUUGGAAUGAGUGAGAGUAAACCAAAGGCAUCCUUUUGUAAAUAGCAAUUGUUAGCCAUUUUAUACUCAAAAGUCUUAGGCCCCUCUCUUCCCUUCUCUGUCUGUCUGUGGCUGUCUUAUGGUUUAGCAGAUGUCUGACUAAAUAUGUAUUAGCCUUUAUUACCAAUUGUAUUUUGUUAUGGAUUUUUGUAUGUUGCUUACUGGCUAUUGAUUUGGAAACCCCUCGGAAUGGUGGCUUCAGGUUUUUUGGCCUAUAUGCCUUUCUCCAACUCAUUGCUGCCUUUUGUCGCCAAAAGAUUAGGGAUCCAAAUAAUUCUGUUGUAUUUUUUUACGCAAGUAAUGUCUCAAUUAAGUGCCCAUUUCUUUUA